This is a messenger RNA of Penaeus monodon (black tiger shrimp), 540 nucleotides long. Its product is annotated as mutS protein homolog 5-like. Gene Ontology annotation, molecular function: ATP-dependent DNA damage sensor activity; ATP binding; mismatched DNA binding. The record is from RefSeq and is a predicted model, not a curated record. The transcript is spliced from 4 exons. Lineage: Eukaryota; Metazoa; Arthropoda; Malacostraca; Decapoda; Penaeidae. Gene Ontology annotation, biological process: mismatch repair; chiasma assembly. Bases 1 to 540 code for a protein of 179 amino acids. Gene Ontology annotation, cellular component: nucleus.
AUGUUCCGUACCAACGACAUGAUCUUGUACAAGAGUCGGAUGUGUCAUGAGCUGGACCGCGAACUGGGGGACAUCCAGGUGGACAUCGCCAACCACGAGACCAGGAUCAUGAUGAGGCUGGUGGAGGCCCUGCUGCUCCAGGCUUCCACCUUCGUCCACUUGGUUCAGCGGAUUCUCAUGCUGGAUUGCUUACUCUCCUUCGCUGUGGUGUCGCGUGAGUGCGGGUGGGUGCGGCCUCAGCUGACGAAGGAAGCCGUGCUGGAGGUGGAGGACGCCCGUCAUCCCCUCUACGAGCUUUGCCACCCCGCCUCGAUCGCACAACCCCAUCAGGAAGUCUGGGCGUCCGGAUCGCGUUAUGUCAUUACGGGAAAUAUAAUUCAUCUACCUGUUGAUUUUGACCAGCGCGGUGCCUCAUAUCCCAUUCUAAUGCCUUAUACUCAUGUGCCCUGGUAUGUAGCCCAGUGCCUCAUACCCUUAGGCCUAACAUGUAGUCCAAAAUGGCAUGUCCUCAUGCCCGACGUAUCUGAUGCCUCAUACUGA